AUUCGAAUUCCCUUUGACCCUCUUAGGAUACGCAUCUUCGAUUUCGAGCCCAAAGUUCAGUGUAAAAUCUUCAAUAUAGUCUUCAGUUCUGCCUUCGCUGAUCUAAAGUUGGAUCACGGAGGUUGUGUAUAGUAACUCUAAGCUAUUUCCCUGGAAAAGGAAGGGGAAAACCGAUUAUUUGGGCCAAGUUGUGCAAGACUGUUACGAAACGCAAGGGGUCAGGCGGCCAUAUUUGUGACCCGACGUGACUUUAGUUACCGAUUCAUGACUUUGCGUAACGUGAAAUUUGGGUUAUGAUGCUAGCGUGAGGCAGAGAAGAUGGCGCACAGGUACCUCGCUGCCGCUAGAUCGUGUGAGAGGGCCGUCAGAGGGCUUGUUCAUCUCCAAAAUACAUGUAGGACGCAGAUCCCUGCCCAUACUCAUACUCUCAGCACGUCAGCUGAACAGACACAACACAUUAACAGACUUCUCCAGAAGUGGAGCAGAUUAUUAUGUCAACCACCAAAAGGAUUUGAGAAGUUCUUCCCAGGUGGGAAGAAGAAGGAAGCCCCAGAGACCAAGAACACCCCCCCACCGCCUCCCCCUCCGAGCCGGACCACAGGCGGACCACAGAAGCAGAGUGAGGGCCAGGAUGACUGGUUCUCCCAGUUCUCCAAGGCUACAGGGGGUGGGGGAGGGGGGAAAGGAUCUGGGGGAAAGCAACAGGGCAAGUGGCCGUGGGAUGAGCAGCAGACACUACUGUUACUAGGAGCGGUUGGCGGGGCAGCUGGCCUGUACUAUAUGAUCUACGGGGCUGCUGGACCAGAGAUCAACUGGAAAGACUUUGUCAACAACUACCUGGCACCAGGGAUUGUUGACAGAGUGGAGGUAGUUAACAAAAGAUGGGUGAGGGUGAGGCUAAAGCCAGGACACCAGACAAAUGGGAAAUACGUGUGGUUCAACAUUGGGUCUGUGGACACAUUUGAGAGGAACUUGGAGAAUGCCCAACUGGAGAUGGGCAUAGAACCGUCCAACCACCUGUCUGUGGUCUACACAUCAGAGAGUGAUGGGUCGUUCAUCCUGGGUAUGAUCCCCACCCUGCUGAUCAUCGGCUUCCUGCUGUACAUGUUGAGACGAGGACCAAUGGGAGCAGGCGGGGGAGGGGUGAGCAGGGGGGGACGGGGAGGGGGGAUCUUCGGCUUCGGGGAGAGCACAGCCAAACUGGUCGCACAGCAGGACAUCAACGUCAACUUUGCUGAUGUUGCAGGCUGUGAGGAAGCUAAGCUGGAAAUCAUGGAGUUUGUCAACUUCCUGAAGAAUCCUCAGCAGUACAUUGACCUGGGUGCAAAGAUUCCAAAGGGGGCGAUUCUCUCUGGGCCUCCCGGCACAGGGAAGACACUUCUAGCCAAGGCCACAGCAGGGGAGGCCAACGUUCCCUUCAUCACGGUCAACGGUUCUGAGUUCCUGGAAAUGUUUGUUGGAGUUGGACCUGCCAGGGUGCGAGACAUGUUCUCCAUGGCCAGGAAGCACGCCCCCUGUAUCCUGUUCAUAGAUGAGAUCGAUGCUGUGGGCAGGAAGAGAGGCAGGAGUAACUUUGGUGGGCAGAGUGAGCAGGAGAACACUCUCAACCAGCUGCUGGUGGAAAUGGACGGUUUUACGACACAGAUGAAUGUAGUUGUCCUGGCAGGUACAAACAGACAAGACGUGCUGGACCCCGCCCUCAUGAGACCUGGACGCUUUGACAGACAGAUCUACAUCGGACCUCCGGACAUCAAGGGGAGAGCGUCUAUCUUUAAGGUCCACUUGAAGCCACUGAAGACAGAUGUAGACAAAGAUGCCUUGUCCAAGAAAUUGUCAGCCCUCACUCCUGGUUUUACAGGUGCGGAUGUGGCUAAUGUGUGUAACGAGGCAGCCCUGAUCGCAGCUCGUUAUGGCAAGCCGUCCAUCGAGAUGACACAUUUUGAACAGGCGAUAGAGAGGGUAGUUGCAGGUCUGGAGAAGAAGACCCAGGUGUUGGCCCCUGAGGAGAAGAAGACUGUGGCGUACCACGAGGCCGGCCAUGCCGUCGCCGGCUGGUACCUGGAACAUGCAGACCCUCUGCUCAAGGUGUCCAUCAUCCCCAGAGGGAAAGGUCUAGGCUAUGCACAAUAUCUCCCCAAGGAACAGUACCUCUACACCAAGGAACAGCUGUUGGACAGGAUGUGUAUGGCUCUGGGUGGGCGAGUGUCGGAGCAGAUCUUCUUCAACAGGAUCACCACAGGAGCUCAGGACGACCUCAAAAAAGUCACACAGAGUGCCUACGCACAGAUUGUACAGUUUGGCAUGAAUGAGAAGGUGGGGAACCUGUCGUUUGACCUGCCCCGACAAGGCGAGAUGGUGAUGGACAAGCCGUACAGCGAGGAGACAGCGCGCCUGAUCGACCAGGAGGUGCGCGGGCUGGUGGACAUGGCGUACAAGAGGACCGUCAACCUUCUGGUGGAGAAGAAGGCGGAUGUGGAAAAGGUUGCCCUGAGGCUGUUAGAGAAGGAGGUGUUAGACAAAGCAGACAUGGUGGACCUCCUGGGGAAACGGCCGUACGCAGAGAAGUCCACAUACGAAGAGUUUGUGGAAGGAACGGGAAGCAUGGAGGAGGACACGUCCCUUCCCGAGGGUCUUAAGGACUGGAACAAGGAGAAGGAGGGAGGGAAGGAGAGAGAACCUGCUGUAGCAACGUUUAGGGACGGGGGGUUAUGAUCAGUCUGAUUGUCCUAAAAGGUGUGAAAACUGUAUGUGAGCCAUUGUAAGGCCACACCAAUUUAAUUUGUUGGUUCUCGGAUUUUUCAGAAAAAAUAUGAAGCGACAGAGC
This is a messenger RNA of Branchiostoma belcheri (Belcher's lancelet), 2824 nucleotides long. Its product is annotated as AFG3-like protein 2. Bases 319 to 2712 code for a protein of 797 amino acids. Gene Ontology annotation, biological process: protein-containing complex assembly; mitochondrial protein processing. The record is from RefSeq and is a predicted model, not a curated record. Lineage: Eukaryota; Metazoa; Chordata; Leptocardii; Amphioxiformes; Branchiostomatidae. The transcript has 18 exons. Gene Ontology annotation, molecular function: ATP hydrolysis activity; zinc ion binding; ATP-dependent peptidase activity. Gene Ontology annotation, cellular component: m-AAA complex; membrane.